This is a messenger RNA of Spirometra erinaceieuropaei, 807 nucleotides long. The record is from the annotation of a GenBank genome assembly. NCBI's taxonomy places the organism in Eukaryota, Metazoa, Platyhelminthes, Cestoda, Diphyllobothriidea, Diphyllobothriidae.
AUGGCCCACAGGCCGCGGGAAGUGCUUUCCAAGGUCGAACGUGAUGCGCUUAGAGAAUUCAAGGCCGACAAAGACCUGGCCAUCGUGCCAGCGGACAAAGGACGCGCCACAGUUGUACUGGACAGGACAGACUGCCUUCAAAAAGCCAAAGGUUUACUGGAGGACCGACAGUUCUAUGUCCCAUGUGCAACGAACCCUUUAAAGGCGCUGACAGGCGAAAUUAAUGCUACGUUGUUGGCCUUGGGGAACUCAUGUGCAAUAACACCGACCGACAGACGCAUGGCGAGACCCCAAGAUACGGCUUUGGCCCGAUUCUAUGGCCUCCCUAAGGUGCACAAAGACGGCGCUCCUCUCCGACCCAUCGUGUCGCUCAAAGGGACUCCAACGUACGGACUGGCUAAGUGGCUGUUGCGGCGUCUCAAGCUCCUGACCGCUGAGUCAGACACCACGGUCUCUUCGUCAGCACAGUUCCUGGAGAAACUCAAAGGGGUAAGCAUCCAUCCAAAUGAGGUCAUGGUAUCUUUUGAUGUUACAUCCCUUUUUACUUCUAUUCCCCAGGACCUGGCGAUCGAGACAACUGGGCUGCUACUACAAAGCAAAUACGAUGAAACGGAGAACCGUCUUGGACACGCCCAAGUUCUUCAGCUCCUGAAGGUCUGUCUCAGGACGUACUUCACGUUCGACGGGCCAAUCUACGAACAGGUGAAGGGCAUACCAAUGGGGUCGCCGAUUUCGGGAUUCAUCGCCGAGGCGGUCCUGCAACGGUUAGAGUCGCUGGUCUUCCAACACCACAGACCGAAAUUCUGA